AUGGCUGCUGCGUUCAGACCAGUGAACUCGCCGCUACCAGCAGAGAUCAAGAUUGACGAUAAGAUGACGACGUCACCGACGACACCCAGGCCGAACACCGCUCCGCAUCCACAGACACCUCAACCUCAGCCCCUUCCGGACGACGCGAAGACGCCGACCAAGGCAACGUUUGGCAGCGGCAGCGGCAGCACCGGCCUGGCGUCCCAGAAGCCACUCCCCAGCUCCCCCUUUCCCCAAGCCGUUCAGGUUCCCGAAAGCGCCGAGAAGGUCAAGACCCCGACACGAGCCAACUCGCAACAUUCCAGGAGGUCGAGGGACUCUGAAGAUGUCGACAUGGAUGACUCGGAAGGCGAGGACGACGGCGGAUCUGACGACGACAGCCUGAAUGCCGACGGCACCAGAUCGAACAAGAAGAAGAAGUCGCAGCGCUUCUACUGUACCGACUACCCGCCGUGCAACUUGAGCUUCACCAGGAGCGAGCACUUGGCCAGGCACAUUCGGAAACACACCGGCGAGAGACCCUUCCAGUGCCACUGCUCCCGUCGCUUCUCCCGUCUCGAUAACCUGCGACAGCACGCACAGACGGUGCACGUCAACGAGGACAUUCCCAUAGACUCCUUGGCCGCAACGGGUGCAAGGUUCCAGAGGCAGAUGCGGACCGAGCGCGUGCGUCAACAAGGUGGUCGGGCCCGCGCUUCAACGGCUGGCAGCGCCACUGGCCCGGUACGAGGCCACUCCAAGUCGUUGUCGACAUCCAGCAUUGCCAGCGUCGGCUCCAUUGGAUCUGCCUUCGGACCCCGCGACGAUAUUCGACGACGCCCUCCCCCUCUGGUCAUGGCCGACCCCCGGUCGCGCUUGUCGCUUGAGUCCUACCGCAGCGCCGCCGCAGAUGGAUCAUACGGCUACCGCCCUGUCUCGCCGACGGACUACAGCACACCCACGUCGGCGACGUUUUCGACUGGUCAGAGCAGCCCGCGAUGGGGCUCGGCCAUCGCCUCUCCGGCCACUUCACACUCUCGGUCCCACAGCAUGUACUCGUCUGGCUCGAGGACGCCGGGGAGACGGCUCAGCGUGCCCUCGGGCGUCAACCCUUUCCAGUCGCCGCAUGGUGCGCCAGUCAAUAGGAUCAUUUACGGUGCCGCCCCUGUCAACUCGUCCAACCUGGGUGCAUUUUCACCCGCGCCUAGCAGUCAUCUGGCAUCGCCCACUACCCCGACAUCUGGAUGGUCUGGCAGGCGGGAUUCCGCGGCAUCCGCCGCCGACGAGGCAUGGCGCCGACGGACUUGGCAUCCCGACUCGAGAACCUUCAAAACCAACACCAGCCAUCUCAGCAAUGUCCUCACGCCGGGCCAGAUCCAGCCGAACCCGGCGCCCCCUAUGGUCAGCGCCCCGAACCCGCCCCAGACCCUUCGGCUGCCGGGGAUCGAAUCGUUUGACCCCUUGCCAUCUAGGCAUGUGUCUCCCCCGAGGAGGAUUCCAUCGCCGAUGAUGGUUGAUUCCGAAGCCGCCCGCCCCAGGGCGCUUCUCCCUGGCACCGACGUCGUCACCGACGACCGGCGCAAUGUGUCCCAGUGGGACAUGGGAUUGCACCGCGGGCUGACGAGGCUGGACAUCACAUCCAACACGACGCCGCCCCGCGACAGCGCCGGUGCCUGGGCGAACGAGGUGAACCAGGCCGUACAGGCGCAGGCGGAGCAAGUCCGGCUCAACCCGCCGACGGUCAGGUUUGAUGUUGAUCCGCCGUCCUAUUCCAACAAGUCGGGUGCGUUUGCUCGCAACCAUCAGCACACAAUGUCGGCACCCUCGUUUGCGUCGAGGGAGAACAAGCGGCAUGGGUGGUACCACGGGCCUGUCGGCAGCAACGUCCACGGACCUCGGCCAGAGGCGCCCAACAACGACGCUCGUGGGCCGCAUGUUAACCGGAUGGUUCACCCAAACAUAACUGCCUUCUCUGGGUUCCCCGGCAGACAACCCGAGCCGCAACAACCCCAGCAGCAGCAGCAGCAUCACCAUCAUCAUCAUCAUCAGCAGCAGCAGCAUCAGCAGCAGCAACAGCAGCAGCCGGGGAACCCAGACCCUCUCAGACGACUUGAGGCGCUGGUGGCCGUCGCCACGAGCGAAGGAACCACGGCGACUGCCUAUUGA
Molecule: messenger RNA, 2145 nt
Organism: Colletotrichum higginsianum IMI 349063
Lineage: Eukaryota; Fungi; Ascomycota; Sordariomycetes; Glomerellales; Glomerellaceae
Product: C2H2 transcription factor
Exons: 2
Coding region: 1-2145 (714 amino acids)
Biological process (GO): regulation of transcription by RNA polymerase II
Molecular function (GO): DNA-binding transcription factor activity, RNA polymerase II-specific; RNA polymerase II cis-regulatory region sequence-specific DNA binding
Source: RefSeq, a predicted model, not a curated record